CCAAGUUGCCAUUUGACGCUCCAACAUUGCGUUCCCGUCGAUAGAGUUGUUUGCAAAAAAUUUCCAACAAGUUGCAUCACCAAUUUCUAAUUAUUGGUUUUCUGGUUGGUUUGAAAAACUGUGCAAAAUACUUUUUUCAGUUGCAGAGAUAUUAGUUCAUAUUUUUAAAUAGCACCUUCAUUAUUGCCCAUCCAAUUAAAAAGUGGGUUCAAACAACACAACAAUUUGUAACAACUAUUCAACAGCCGUUUCUCACAACCCAACUUCCAGUUGAAAUUUCGACUCAGUUGACAGAAUUAAUUUGAAGUUUCUUCUUGCACCUUCAAUAUUGUUGUCGGUAAAGUUACUACUUGUUUCGUGAUUUUGUUGUGAGAUUUGUCGCAUGCAAGGGUUUGUCGUGUCGUGUGAUGUCGUCCCUACUAGCCGCUGCUUCACUUACGCGUGUGUCUGAUGCAUCAUUGCACGACAGCGCGCAAAAACAACAGAAUCAGGCUGUGGCUCUACUGGCUCGCCAUCAGCCCAGGGUAUGUUCGCUUUUGGACAAGUACUUACAUCAUGGAUUCAAGUUCAAGAAUUGGUUGCCAAAUGUUCUUCCCACCACUCCUUUCCAGAUCUCUGACUCCGAGAAAGACAUCAUGGGAUCUGUUGUCUACUGUAUUCAUCACAAAGAAGGAUGCAAAUGGAAUGACCAGCUCAGAAAAUUAAAGGGCCACCUGAACACAUGCAAGUACGACACGACGCCAUGCACGAACAAGUGCGGCGCACAGAUCCCGCGCGUGCUGAUGGAGGACCACCUCAAGUACACGUGCGUGGAGCGACGCGCGCACUGCGAAUUCUGCGCGCUGGAGCUGAGUGGCGGCGCGCUUGAGGCGCACAUGGGCACCUGCCCCAUGGAGCCGCUCUACUGCGAGAACAAGUGCGGCAUGAAGCUGCAUCGGCGUCAGCUGUCCAAGCACAAGGCCACAGAGUGCACCAAGCGCCUCGUCCCUUGCAGGUACUGUUCACAGAGCUUCCUGGCGGACACUCUCCAGGCACAUCACACCAAGUGCGCGCGUGCGCCCGUCCCCUGUCCCCACCGCUGCGAGUUGGCCAUUGUCCCCCGCGAGGAGCUCGACUCCCACCUCAAGGACCAUUGUGCCUCCCUCCUCACGCCCUGUGUCUUCAAAGAGGCCGGAUGCAGGUUCAAGGGUUUGAGAGGAAGCGCAAUGGAGAGACACCUCGAAGAGUGCAGCCAACAGCAUCUUGUUCUGAUGUGCUCAUUAGUCACCAAACAACAACACCAGAUAACCAGUCUGAAAAGUGCAAUAUCAAGAUUAUCUCUAAAUCAUUCCGGUACCCUAGUUUGGAAAAUCGGCGACUACACAUCGAAGCUAGCCGAGGCGCGCAGCAAAGAGGGAAUGGAACUAGUGAGUCCGCCCUGGUACACUAGUCAGUUUGGCUACAAACUGCAGGCCUCUCUCUUCCUGAACGGGAACGGUGCUGGAGAGGGGUCGCACAUCUCGCUCUACAUCAAAAUUCUGCCCGGCGAGUUCGAUGCUCUGCUCAGGUGGCCGUUCGCUCACUCCGUCGCUUUUACGCUCUUUGACCAGAGUGAGAAGGCCUGCAACAUUGUGGAGAGCUUUGUGCCCGAUCCCACGUGGGAGAACUUCCAGCGACCAAGCAAGGAACCAGACUCACUUGGAUUCGGAUUUCCCAGAUUUGUGUCUCAUGAGACUCUCAAGAAAAGAAGUUUCCUACGUGAUGACACUCUCUUCAUCAGAGUCAAAGUGGAUCCCAGCAAAAUUGUUGCUGUUUAGAAUAGAAUUGUUAUUUUUAACAAGAUUUACAUAGCAAUGAUAUCAGUUCUUGUGGUAUGGGCAUUGAACUUUCUCAGCUCAUUAAUUGUUGUUUAUUGACAACGGAUUUAUUAUCAUAAAUAUAAUACGUACAGUAGGUACGUGUAUAAUUUAUGUGUAUAAUUUAUGUCCGUUGGAUAAAUUGAUAUUGACGUAAUCAUCAGGGACUGAUUCAAAAAAUUGCCUUGACACAUUUGCUAAAAAAAAUCAUGAAUAAUACAUGCAGUAAGUAAGAUAAAUAAUAAUCUGAAAUUAAAUUUUCGGUGUUCUAGUAGAAAGGACUACCGUACCAAGAAAAUUAUCCAUCCCUUGAAGGAAUGAAGUCCAAUGCCCUUAUAAACGACACUGAUAUCAUUUAGUCAAAGUAUUUUUAUUCCAAUGAAUCUCAAGUCUACAAUGUAUCGAUAGUAUAUCGAUUUAGUCAUAAAGAAAGUGAACAUUCUCAAAAUUAGUCAUACUUUUGUACAGUUUGAUUUAUUUGUUUAGUUAUCUUAUUAGGUUGCAUAUAUGAUGAGUUGUAGUUGAUUCCAACUCAAUUAUAAUAACUUUGCACGUUAAUGGGUCUCAUGUAAUUGAAUAUUGUCUUAUUUCGAGCUUGUAAAUAAUUGUCCAUUUGUACAAAUGUAAAAUGCAUUGCUUUACGGUACUAUAAUAUUAAACACACAAUUGAAGUAGAUAAUAGUUGAAAAAUUUCAUUGGUAUAAUAUUCGAAUCAUAUAAAUUGAGUAGACUCAUAUUUUAAGGUGGCUGGUAUAACAGCAAUUCAUUAACUAGAGAUGCCCACGGUAUGCUUAUUUCCAUUUAUAUGAAAGUAUUUUAUAACUUAAUAUUGUCUAUUAUUCAUAUUUUAUAUUUUGUAACUAUUCUCAUCUGAAUAGAUUAAAAUAGUAACUGUUAAUUAUGAAUUUAUUCAUUUUAUAAUAAUAUUUAUUCAACCAAUGAAUAAAUCACUAUUACUUUUUCUGACAUGUGAAAUACCACAUAAAUUAUAUUGUAUUAAUUUGACUCCGAUUCUUCUUGUUUAUCUAUCAUAUUGUUUUCAAUUAUACAAUAUUAAAUAUUAGUUAUGUAUUGAUUGUAACUUAUUUGAUAGUUGAUAACUGCGUAACUUUAACAGAAAUACUUGGAAAAUAUUAUGAUCCAUUACCCCUUUUCUACUGUUCUCUUUGUUAAUAACAAAUUAUCAAUCAUUAUUAUCACAGUCAUUCAAUUAAAUUAUGCACAUCUUAUUUGUAAGGAAGUCUGAAUAAUUGUUAUACUGCAGUUACAGAUGCAAAACUGAUAUAGCUAGAAACCAAAGUGCUCUUGUAAAAUAUGGAUGUAAAAAUAAAAUGUGAAGUUUUUUAUUUAAA
Nilaparvata lugens (brown planthopper) is the source of this 3187-nucleotide messenger RNA. It is a transcript of the gene Traf4, whose product is annotated as TNF receptor-associated factor 4. The transcript has 8 exons. The coding region runs from base 408 to 1796 and encodes 462 amino acids. Lineage: Eukaryota; Metazoa; Arthropoda; Insecta; Hemiptera; Delphacidae. Gene Ontology annotation, biological process: tumor necrosis factor-mediated signaling pathway; positive regulation of JNK cascade; regulation of apoptotic process. The record is from RefSeq and is a predicted model, not a curated record. Gene Ontology annotation, cellular component: plasma membrane signaling receptor complex. Gene Ontology annotation, molecular function: zinc ion binding; protein binding.